This is a messenger RNA of Brachypodium distachyon (stiff brome), 576 nucleotides long. RefSeq lists its product as uncharacterized. Lineage: Eukaryota; Viridiplantae; Streptophyta; Magnoliopsida; Poales; Poaceae. The record is from RefSeq and is a predicted model, not a curated record. Bases 1 to 576 code for a protein of 191 amino acids. The transcript has a single exon.
AUGUCUUUCACGACAUCUGCUUCGCACACUCUGGACCCUCCAAACUGCGUUCCGCGUGACCGCUUCCGCAUGCAAUUCGACGAGGGAGACCACCGGUUUAGAAUCCUCGGAUGCCGCCAUGGCCUCACGCUCAUCUACCACGCGUCACGAGACCAGCUCCUGGUGUGGGACCCCGUUAAUGGCGACCGACACAACGUCGAUAUUCCCCCAGGGUUCAACAUGACGGAGACCCAGAUCCAUGGGGCAGUUCUUCAAGCUGCCGGAGACACCCGCCACUUUCAAGUGGUCUUGGUAGGCAACGAUGAGAAACAGUAUACACGAGCGCUCGCCUGCACUUACUCGUCGGAGAACGGAGCAUGGGGUAAUCUCAUCUCAACACUGCUUCCACCCAAGCCCAAGGACUGCAGGAGCCGCCUUCCCACCACGAUUUCUCUGUCCACUCCUAGUGUCCUGGUUGGUGAUUCCCUUUACUGGUUUCUUGCUGAAAGUUCAGCUAGCAUCCUUGAGUUUGAUUUGGGUAGGCAGAGCCUAGCUGUGAUACCAUUGCAAGUGGAUGUGUUUGCUAACGAGAAUUGA